AUGGUUCAUUGGAGUGAAUACUUUUGGGGUGAAGGAAAUCGGGGUUUCGAAGUGUUGUCAAGUAAUGUUAAAAAUGGUGCAAUAGCUAUUGAAGAAUUUCAACGAUUUCUAAAUGAAAGUGUACAAUGCGAAUCAGUAUACUAUAAAAGUUUAUCGCGUUUACAAUCACAACUAAUAAAAAGUCAAUAUUUGGGCACAUUCACACCAAUAUGGAAUUUAAUGCGUGAUCUAUUCGAUAAAAUUUCUUCAGCACAUUUAACAACUCUGAAUUUUUACCAAGAGUUAUUACGUGAUAUUCAUGGCUAUCAAGAUUUAUAUCAAAAAAAAGUUAAAACACACAUACAAAAGGAUGCAGAUAUAUUACGUACAGCUGAACUUAUAUCACAAUUACAUAAUUCAUUACAUAUACUUAACAAAGCUAAAGAGCAAUAUCAUUCGAUUGCAUUAGAUCAUGAACGAGCAAAACGGAUGGGCAACGGUUUAGUAAAUACUUCAUCAUCAACUACAUCACAAGAAAAUAAUUCAUCAAGCCUUGCUCAAACAACAUUACAUGUAUUAGCAAUGAAUAAAAUAGAACGUUUAGAAAAAAAAUCUCGACUUGCUCAAGAUGAAUAUAAAUUAGCAAUUGAAAAAUAUAAUGCAAUUAGAAAUGAAUAUGAAAAGCGUUUUCAUGAUGCUUGCACAAAAUUUCAAGAUUUUGAAAUCGAUCAUAUUGAAAAAAUGCUUGUCUUUUCAUUAAAUUUUUCUGAAAUGCUUCAACGAAAUCAAGAACAAAUAAGAACAGCACAAAAUGAUUUUAACGAGAAAUUAAAAUUAUUAAGUGGAAAUGAUCUUUUAGAUACGUUUGUUGAACAAAAGAAAACAGGAACAGAUCGACCAAUUGCUUUACAAAUUGAAGAAGUUGAUAAUCUUAAAGCAUCAACAAAUCCCACUACGCCUGAUGCAAUAAGUGGCCAGGAGGAUUCAAAUGUAAUUGAUCAGUCAGACGCAGGCGUACCUUCAUUUCAAGCUCAUUUUCCUGUUUCAUCAUCAAAUACAAAAAGUGGUGAUAAUAAUAGUAAUAAUAAUAAUAAUCGUGCACUGUCACCACAUUCUGCUACUAGUCAUUCAAAUUCACCAGCUCAUAAUCUAAUAAUAUCUCCUACUUCAAACAUUACGACAACAUCUGUCAAUGUUACGACGUCUAACAAUCAAAUGCUUCGUUCGCAAGAAACAAAUAGUAGUAGUGAGCAAACAUCGAAUCCAUUUGAUGUCAAAAUAAGAAGACCAAAGUUUGCAGGAUUUUUCGGCACAAGUCGUAAAGAUAAAAAAGAAAAGAAAAAUGAAAAAAAAACAUCUACAAAUGCUAAAUCUAGUAAAACUUCACAAUUCCAUCUAUCACGUGAUGAAUCAAAUGAAGUUAAUUUACAAAAUUCUAAUUAUGAAAUCAAUGAUUUUAAUGCAAAAACUGAUAAUCAAGAUGGUUCUAUUCCAAAUUCUUUCAAUGUUGAUAAAACUAAAUGUGCAACACCAGAACCAUAUAUUCAAUCAAAUUCAUCAAUUUUAAAAAAUGAGCUUACGCUUCAACUUCGUCAUAGUGUAAAUCCAACGUCUGCAUCAAAAAUAUCAAUUUCGACUGAUACAAGUAGUGGCGAUGAUGAUGAUGAUGAUGAUGAUGAUAAUCCAAUGUUAAAAAUUGACUUUAAAAUAAAUCCAAAAUCAGAAUUUUCACCAGUAGCAGAUGAUGAAACAAAAAUUGUUAAUGCAAUGCGUCUGAUUGAUAAAAAUAUGGAAAAUUUUAUAACAACUUCUAGAGGAUUGCCAAACAGAAUGCCAGAUUUGAACAAAUCAUUAUCAGUUGAACCCAUUAGUAAAAGAACACAUCCACCACCACCACCUAUUCCAUUACGUGCAACUUUAACUAUAUCAAAUAGUAUACCAACAGAUUAUACCGGUCACUCGAAUAUGUUUCCACCACACGAUGGAUUCGAUCCGUUUCAUUCAAAUAUGACUACCAAUAUUUCGACUAAUCAAGAAAAUCUAUUUGCUCCUCUGCAGUCGACCACAGAAAGCAAAAAUACAACAUCAAUAUCAUCCACUGACGAUGAUGCGGAAGUGGCUAAUUCAUUUCCUAAUGAAAGUUUACCAACAAACAAAACAACUUUAUUUCGUAAAUUACAAGUACCUUCUUUUCGUCACGUAAAUCAACAACAACCACAGUGGACUUCGAUUAGUCCAUCAAUUACUUCAACUAAUCCAAAUUUACAUGAUAGUCCAAUGCCAUCUAAUGAGCAUAGAAUAUCUCCAUCAACUCCUGAUACUACGGAUCUAAUUCCACUUGCAAUUGCUUUUCAAGAAAUAAUUCAUGUUAUGAUAUCUGGAAAUAAUCAAGAAAAUUGGCAAAGCCAAAUUGUUGGUGAAAUGCUUAUUUCAUUUCCAGCUUCAAUUUUAAAUCUAUUUGUUGAUCCAUCAUAUUUUUCAAAUAGAUUACAAUUUCGAUUGAAAAAUUUAGAUCAUAUUGAAAAUAUAAUUACAAAAUCUUCAUUAAUCACACAACAUGAAUUAUCGACGGAUUCAAAUGAACCAAUUUAUUCAUUUGAUAUGACAGAAUUACAUAAUGCUCUUCAAAAUUUACGAGAAAAAAAUCAUUCAUCACGUUUUUUUAAUCUUAAUGUGCUCAAUUAUGAAGUAGAACAUUCAGAUGUUUCAAACAUUCCAAUUCAAAUGUCAUCACAGUGGACGCGCACAUUUGAUACUAUUUCAGUAAAUAUAAAAUAUAGUUUCAAUAGUUCUGCUUUCCCCAAUUCAAUUCGAAUAAAUAAUGAUGCAGUGAUAUUUUAUACGAUCAUCACAGAUGGACAAGAAAUCAAAGAAUCAUUACCGACUGCUGCAUGGUCUGUGAAGGAAUCUAAACUCUGGUGGAAAGUUCCAUAUGUGAAUAAUGGAACCGGAAACUUAUCAGCAACAAUGAUCACUACGCAAAAGAAUACAGUUGAUAACGAUCAACAACAACCAUUAACAACAUCAUCGACUGUAAAUGCUUAUUUUCUUGGUGAAAAUGCACUUUUUUCAUCAAUUGAUUUUGAUCUUGCUUGUAAUGGGUAUCGAAUAUCAUUACUCAAAAAAAAAAUACUCAGUGGUAAAUAUGAGUCUGAACCAGAUCAAACUGAACCAUUACAUUUAUUUCAACGUCCAAGCGUAUCGCCUUCAGCUACUUUUUAA
Molecule: messenger RNA, 3201 nt
Organism: Rotaria sp. Silwood1
Lineage: Eukaryota; Metazoa; Rotifera; Eurotatoria; Philodinida; Philodinidae
Source: the annotation of a GenBank genome assembly